Symbiodinium sp. CCMP2456 is the source of this 2541-nucleotide messenger RNA. Lineage: Eukaryota; Dinophyceae; Suessiales; Symbiodiniaceae. The record is from the annotation of a GenBank genome assembly.
AUGGAGAGCCUUUCUCAAAUUGAAUCACUCACCAUUGCAAGUUCCAAGCCCGCUUGCUUGCUGACAAUCUCAGCAUUCAACAACUAUGGAUUUGUGAGUGCGUUUCUAAAGCGGGUUGAAGUUCUACACCCCGAGAUGAGAUACGUCUGGGCUGUGGCAGAUAAUCACAAGCCACUCGGAUGGGCCAGUGGUCCAAACGGGCCAAACGACAAGCGUGAACAGCUGCACCUGCAGCUACUGCGGGAUUUCCCGAGCAGAUGGCAGCUUGCCACUCUCGACCAACUGCAGCCAUACAUGCCAUUUAGCUACGCAGAAAUCGCGUUUCGCUACAACAUGCAGUGCUUCAACACUGCCAUCAAGCCUGCUGCCAUCAAGUUUAUGUUUCAGAAGCUCGGCUGUCACAAGGUGCUCUAUGUCGACAACGAUAUUUGGAUCAUGCAACCGCUUACAGCGGUCAUCGAGGCGUUGGACCGGUACCAAUUUGUUGUGACUCCGCACGUGACACAGCCGGUGCCCCUAGAUGGAUACCAUCAAGACGAACGAACGAUCAUGCUUGCGGGGCAGUUCAAUUUUGGCUUCCUGGCUGCCUCGAAGAGUGGACCUACCUAUGACAUUCUCGACUGGUGGCUCGACCGUUUGCGCUACUAUGGCCAUGCAGCUCCUUGGACAGGGGAGGAUUUCGAUCAGAAAUGGGGGCAAUACAUUGCGUCGUUCCUGCAGCAGGAGGAGUAUCUUGUGCUAAGAGAUCCUCGCUACAACAUUGCAUAUUGGAACCUGCAUUACAGAGGGGCUCAUCUUCGCAUGGAGAACGGCACUGUUUGGUAUGAUUCGCAGCCAGUUGUGUUCAUGCACUUUUCAGGCAUGUCCGACCUGCUGAAGUACAACCUGGAUUACAUCUCUCCUCAUCAAAACCGAUACAGGAUGUCCGACUUUCCUAUCCUCCGCGAGAUCGUCCUGAAGUAUCUAACCAUGUUGAAGGAGGAAAAUGCAACAUUCUGGCGCAAGUUGCCCUAUGGAUUUUCUCGCUUUGACGAUGGGACUCUUAUACCAGACGUCAUCCGCAACUACUUCUCCCAUGUUCUGGAUCCUGGAGAAAGCUAUCGUAACGAUGUGCACUUGUUCAAGGAUCUCGUCGCCUACGACGACCCUUUCGGAACGCAGCCGCGUCAGGAUGGCAAGCUGACAUUGCUGGACUGGAUGUUGCAAGAUGCCCACCACUUGAUCGUCGAGCAGCGGGGCCCGCACAAGGUUUCUGAGCUUGCUUGGCAGAUUUAUCUAGCACGCCCUGAUGUACGAGCCCAGUUUCCGAAUCCUUUUGGAGAACACGGCGAGCAACUUGCCUCUUGGUUCCUUCAGUAUGGAGUGCAGGAAUUCUCCAUCCAGGGCUUGAAGCGCCGGGUACGACAAGGAGCGCACAAAGCCUCGGAGCCUCUGCAAGGUGGCGUUAACGUCUAUGGCUGGUUCCAUGGCAUCUUUGGGGUCGCCCAGUCCAGCCGCCUUCUGUUGAAGGCACUGAACGCCGUCCAGGCUGACACCACAGCCAUCGCCCUUCCUGCCGAUUCUGAGCAUCACCGGAUGAUCGACCUGAAGACUUCCCGCGCCGCACAGCACCGAAUCAACUUGUUUGUGGCAAACGCUGACAGCACUCCCAUAAUACUGGAGUUGUUCCCGCACUCACAGCGGAGCAUCUAUUACAAUAUUGGAUACUGGGCGUGGGAAUUGGAGAAGUUCCCCAGCGAAUGGAUGGUCCACCUGCGUGUCUUCAACGAGGUCGUGACGAUGAACACUGGCUGUGAGGUUGACUCAGAAGACUACCUUGCAACGAGACCCCGCUUCGAUUUUCCGACCGGCGCACUGGUGUUCCUGGUGAUGUUUGACUUUCAAAGCUCUUUCCACCGGAAAAACCCGUUGGCGACGGUGGAGGCCUUCAAGAAGGCCUUUGGGAGGAGAAGCUCGCGAGACGUCUUGCUCGUGAUCAAGUGCCUUCUGCCCAGUGGGAGCCUUGACUUCAGUCAGGAACUCGAGGAGUUACGGGCCGCUGCCGACGGGAAUAUGCGCAUCAUGACGGAUACACUGACCUUGCAGGAGCAGCGCUCCUUGCUCGCUUCCGUGGAUGUUCUGGUGUCGUUGCACCGCUCGGAAGGCUACGGCCUGGCCUUGCUGGAGAUGCUGAUGUUGGGCAAGCCGGUCAUCGCAACAGCGUACAGCGGGAACAUGGACUUCAUGUCCUGGCUGCCGGAGUCCUUUCGCUUCCUCCUGAUCCCGCACGGAUAUGUGCAAGUCAAUACGUCUAAGCAUUUCCAGCAUAUCUAUACAUCGGACCAAAGGUGGGCUGAUCCAGACGUCAGGCAGGCUGCCAGCGCCAUGAGCAAGUUAGCCGCGGAUCGGGGGCUGCUUGACAAGUGCCGACAGGUGGUUGGGCCACUGUUCCGGGAGCAGUUCGGCUUUCAGAAAGUUGGAAACAGAAUGAAGGCUCGGCUGGAAGCCAUUGAUGCCCAGCUGGUAUCCUCGCCAAGAGGACCAACGGCACCUGCUCGAUGA